Molecule: messenger RNA, 2830 nt
Organism: Eupeodes corollae
Lineage: Eukaryota; Metazoa; Arthropoda; Insecta; Diptera; Syrphidae
Gene: Rab10
Product: ras-related protein Rab-10
Exons: 4
Coding region: 166-777 (203 amino acids)
Biological process (GO): cellular response to insulin stimulus
Cellular component (GO): recycling endosome; insulin-responsive compartment; Golgi apparatus
Molecular function (GO): GTP binding; GTPase activity
Source: RefSeq, a predicted model, not a curated record
AAUUUACAAGACAAGAAAAAUUUCGUUGUUCGUACCGUCGUCGUAUUCGUAUCACUCACAGAGACUUUUUUCUUCUUUCGCUCUUGAGAAAACCAAACCAAUAUUUUUUUGUAAUAAAUUCUAAAAGAAACAAAAACUAAAGUUUUAAACACUCCCGUCUUCGAAAUGGCAAAGAAAACCUACGAUUUACUCUUCAAAUUAUUGCUAAUCGGUGACUCUGGUGUCGGGAAAACUUGCAUUUUGUUUCGUUUCUCUGACGAUGCAUUUACAUCGACAUUCAUCUCAACAAUAGGAAUUGACUUCAAAAUAAAAACAGUCGAACUCAGGGGUAAAAAAAUCAAACUACAAAUCUGGGACACUGCCGGUCAAGAACGUUUCCACACAAUUACCACCUCAUAUUACCGUGGUGCGAUGGGAAUAAUGCUUGUAUAUGAUAUAGCAAACGAAAAGAGUUUUGAAAAUAUAGUUAAAUGGCUUCGGAAUAUAGACGAGCAUGCGAAUGAAGAUGUUGAGAAAAUGAUUUUGGGCAAUAAGUGUGAUAUGACAGAAAAGCGAGUAGUCGGUAAAGAUCGCGGUGAAGCGAUCGCUCGCGAGCAUGGCAUUCGUUUUAUGGAAACCUCCGCUAAAUCAAACAUCAAUAUUGAAAGGGCUUUCUGUGAGCUGGCCGAAGCCAUUCUCGACAAAACUGCUGGACGCGAAGCUGCAGAAAAUCCCGAACGUGUUGUUGUCGAUCGUCGACAAACCAGUCAGCCAUCCUACAAAGGUUGUUGUUCUUAAACAUAAUACAAUACAAACAAAAAUAUCCUGUCCAUCUAAAUGCGGAUGGGUGUUUACGGGGUUUUCGUUCGUUAAAUCGUUAAAAAAAACAUCAAAAAUUGAACAAAAACAUAAAACAAAACUUCAAAAAAUCAUUUUAUUCUAUUUUUUGUGUCAUUCAUCCAUCAGAAAAAACUCAAAACCCCUUUCUAACUCUCAUCCUCUUUAAUUAUAAUUAUAAUAAACAAAACAAAAAAAAGAACAACCAACCAACAACGGUAAUUUAAGAGAAAUUAUAUAAAUUUGUAAUACAUAUGUACUUUACACCAAAAAAAGCAACAAAAAAAAUGAAAAAAAAAAUAUCUAAACAAAAAAGAAUUUUAAAAAUAUGAAACAAGGAAAAAGCCUAAAAACAAAACGAAGAAAAUUGUUCCUCAUCUUCAAUUUAUUACUAUUAUUUUAUUUUUUUAAUUUUUUAAUGUCGUCUUCUCGCACGCAAAAACGCAAAAACAAAAAUAUGCACAUAUGUUUCAUAUUCUAAAUAUGCAUAGCUAGGGAAAUAAUUAUCAUGACAAAGUAGCAUUUUAUGUACAUAUAAAAGUAACGACCAAACUCAGAUUAGGUGUGAAAUUUGAAUUGUAAGGCGGCAGGUAGGUGGCAAAAAAUAGAGAAUAUUUUGUUUAACCCUCCUUUAAAGUCAAGGUCUUUCGAGUGGUUGGUUUUCAUGGUCAAGCAUAGACAACUACCAAUCCUUAAAAUUCAAGGACACUAAUUAAGGUAAUGAGAAAUAUUUAAAUUACUUAGUCCUUUUUUGGUGGGAAGUAUUUUUAAUUUAAAUCGUGAAGUGGUGUGGAAGUCUGUUCUUGAUCUUUUUAUUUUUAAUUUGUGUCACCUGACUUUGUUUAUAUUUGAAUUGUUUGAUAAAUUCCUAUCUGAAUAUAAAAUACCGGUUUUUCUACUAAUUUUUUUUAAUUUAAAUGCAAUUCAUGCUUGUUCAAAAAGAAAAUAUAUGCCAGAGAUUUGGAUUCAAGCCUGUGCCCUCUUACAUUUUUUUAAACGUUUACUGCUUCUUGUGAGGAAUUGACAAAAUUUAUAAAGAGUAAUUCUUUAGUGUUAGGUAAAAAGGUCUUAAAGUUCACGUAAAACACUAAAAAUUCGAGACUAGAAGAACUGCUAAAUAUCGUACUAAUUUAGUUUUUUUAUAUUAAUGUCUUGUUUAUAGAACCUGUGUAACCAGUUUCUGACAUAUUACGUCCUUUUUUCAUAACGUCAAAGAAUUUUUGUCAUGGAAAGUGCUUUCUCAUAUUAGUCAUUUGGAUUCAGCAUACAAACUUUAAGUCACCUCCAUCCGUGACGUUAAUCGCACACAAAAAUGGCUCAAGUUCUUAAAAAGCUGUAGCGCAACUAAAGACAAUGCCACAGAGGAAGUAAAUGAUAUCCAGGAAAACAUAUCACCGAAAAGAAAGAGAGAGUGUCUUAAUGAAGUUCACAUAAAAAAGUCACUUGUCCUAAAAACACAGUUGAGCAUUUAUUUCUUAAGCAAUUAACGUCCAUCUUAAAGCUUUAAGUUCGUCAAUGGCAAUAAGUUUCGAACUCCAGAUUAUUUUCAAAAAAAGACUGUUUCUUUACGAUAUAUUCAAUAUAUUUUUUUUCCAAGACAAUGAAUGAUAAAGUUAUUAACUUAUUUCAGGGCCUUAGAGCUAGUUCCUUAAUUCGCAUGUGACUUUCUUGCAUUUUAGACAUUGCAUGUUCAAAAAAUUAAAUAUCUGAAUAUGAAAUGUCGUUGCAAAAAUAUGUUCUUUCCAUUUUUGUUUGUUAUGUGUCGUUAGUUGGAGGAUUCAAAUAACGGCCCCUAAACAAUCCUAAUAAAAUGGACUUUUAUUGGAAGCGUCAACUUAAAAAUGUGAUGAAACCUUAUAGGCGAUGGAUUGGUCCAAAAAUAGUAUUGGUAAAUGUAAUGCUUAAGUACUGACUUCGGGGUGUGAAUUAGUUGUGUUGGAACCCUUUAACGGACCUAGUUCUUUCCUGGCUUUAGGCUAUUGUACACAUGAGAAUUGAGUGGUUAGUAAAAACC